Molecule: messenger RNA, 3030 nt
Organism: Solenopsis invicta (red fire ant)
Lineage: Eukaryota; Metazoa; Arthropoda; Insecta; Hymenoptera; Formicidae
Product: putative nuclease HARBI1
Exons: 4
Coding region: 2106-2444 (112 amino acids)
Source: RefSeq, a predicted model, not a curated record
UAUUAAGGCCACUCUAUCCGGCGUAAACGGAAUGCCGCACGCGAUCGCCUCCUUUUGGAGAGCUUCUGUUGACGCGUUUUCUAACUACUCGUCCCGAUUCAUGGUAGGUACUCUCCGGUUGUCACUGCUUCCGAUACUCUCUUCGAGUUCAGAACUUUCUCAAUUCGCACGCGCUUUCAGCUCUCGGCCUUUCCUCGGAACGGUGUUUUGCACUGCCACGCCCGUUGUCACGCGGUCCGCGCGUGCCGGCUCGGCAGGAAUUCGCGCGCGUUCGGUACCGCGGGUACCAGGUUCCCACGCGGCGCGCUUGACCGACUCGACAAAACUCUAUGUUCGACGCUUCCGCGGAUACCAAGGAUAUCCCGAUCCUCGAACUCGCGGACGACAGGGAUUACCGUCUCGACUCGACACAAUCUGUAUCCGUUCUCGGAUAUCUGUUCGACACGACACUCGGCACCGGAUUUUUUCGGAUUCACACGACGUAAAGUUCUUAUUUCCGACACGACACUCGGGGUAAUGGGGCUUAUCCCACUUCUGAAAACUGUAAGGAUUAUUUUUGACUAGUAAUGACCGACUCGGGAUGCGGGUUUACGAUAUACUUUAUUCAUUUGUACAACUCGUAUAAAUCGACAGACUCACGCUUACACUUGUUCGUACGGCGACGCGAUGGAGAGUAACGAGCUCCAGGCUCUACCCGUAUUGCUCCGAAAAUCGGAGCCGAUCGGAGCGCUGCUUACAUAAUUACGAUUCGCACGCUUUUCCAUUUCGCAUACCGACAUUUGGUGCCAUCGUCCGGUGGCUCGCUAUAUGCUUACAUAAUAUUGUGUUUGAUAAGAACGCGAACGUACAUUCGUGUACGUAAAAUAAAUCGUACGAUUUCUAUACAAAAUAGACAUAAGAAAAAAAAAUUGUCAAAAUUUGUCAAUAAUAAAAUUACAUAGAGAGAUAUUAAUAUAUAUGUAAACAAUGGUUUUCCUUUCCAUUCAUAAAUCCCCAAUUUGUCAAAUAAAGUAUUAAAAUUUCAUUGAUUUUUAUUUCAGCUAAUUUUCACUUCAUUUCACUUAAUGUGUUUUGCAACAAAUAUACAUACAUAAACAAUAAAAUUGCUAUAUGAAUGCUAUUUUAAUUAUAUUAAUGCUACUUAAAAAUAGUACAAUUUAUUAACAAUUAAUUCAUUUUUAAUUAAUAAUUUCCAUGUAUCCAAUAUUGUUCAUAAUUCCAAUGUAUCCAAAAUAUUUCAAUGUAUUCCAUGGAUUCCGAUAUUAAUUUUAGCUUAGCUAAUUUAUAAAUUGAUGUGACAUACUUCUUAUUCAUCAUUCUGGUGAGAGUUUCGUUUAUUCUGUAAUAACAUUGUCAUUAUUCACUUAAUUAUUUAUUAUAUACUUUAUUUCACUGAUUAUCCCAAGUAACAGCGAUCAUUUUUCGGCUUUCUCUUCGUGUAUUCGACAAAUUAAGCAUAAGCGCUUCGAAUUUGCCGCCUAAUGAUGACGUAGUUAGGCUGCAAUUCUCAUUGGUUGGCUGGCGUUACCAUGCGCAAGAGCAUACCCUUGUAUUUAUAUCAUGAUCUCGGCAUUGUAUUACGCCCGUAUUCAUAGUCCUUCCUUGAGGAAUGAGGACUCCUUAUUCCUCAUUCCACGUUUCAGAAAUCUUCCUGAAUCAAACAAGGAGCCUUAUUGGCUCCCUUAUCUCAAGGGAAGUCAUGAGCUUCCUUGAGGAGGAGAUGCAACCUUCUUAACAGACGACGCAUAAAAUAUAAAUGAAAUCUAACCUCCAAAAAUUAGUUUAUCACAUUUGUCAUGUUGUUCCAAAGUUUCGAGCAAGGUUGAUAAUGCGUGUCACAAAACUUAAAGAAAAAAAAUAGACAACGAAUUUAUAAAUGAUUCUAAUAUGAUGGAUUUGAAGACGAAAAUCCAGAGGAUCGAAAUCUGUGGCGGCUUGCGAAAAGGUACAUACGUGAUUGGGAAAAUCCCACGGAAUUUUAUGAAGAUGUUCCUUUUCGGAAAAGGUAUAGAUUCAGCAAAGAAGCUGUGAUCGAGAUCUUAUUACCUUUGGUAAAUGCUCAAUUGAGGCGUUUAAAUAAUCGUGGACUGCCGGUUUCCCCGUUAAUGCAGCUGUUAAUAACAUUACGUUUUUAUGCAACGAGCAGUUUUCAGAUUGUUAAUGGAGACUUGCGAGGAUACAGCCAAGCAACAGUAUCGAGAAUUGUUGUACGAGUUUCCAAAAUUUUAGCAUCACACUUAAACGAAUUUAUUAAUUUUUCUACAGAAGAAAAAUGUCGGAAUAAUAAAAAUAAAUUUUAUGAGGUGGCCAACUUUCCAUCUGUAAUAGGGUGUAUCGAUUGCACCCAUAUAUGCAUUAAGAAUCCUGGAGGGAAUUAUAGAGAGGUAUUCCGGAAUAGAAAAGGAUGGUUUUCUUUAAAUGUACAGGCUGUAGCUGAACCCUAACGAGAAAUUCUUGAUCUAGUUGUCAGGCAUCCAGGUUCAACUCACGAUGCCGUAAUAUUUGAUCGAAGCGGUCUGCGCUGUCGUUUCGAGCUAGGGCAUCUAGAUGGAAUUCUACUUGGAGAUAAUGGAUAUGCGUGCCGCAGAUGUCUAUUAACGCCUGUUUUAAGACCUGAGACAGACGCAGAACUUCGAUACAAUACUGCACACAAGAAAACGCGAGUUAUCGUUGAACAAAUGUUCGGAGUUUGGAAACGUUGCUUUCCAUGUCUGUAUUAUGGCAUAAGAACGAAGUUGAGCACAUCGGUGGCAAUUGUUUGUGCUACAGCCGUUUUGCACAACAUAUGCAUUAAAUAUAAUCUAGGCGAAGUGUUUGAAGAGGAGCUAAAUGAACAAAUCUUUGAGAAUAUUGUAAAUCGAGAACAAGAUGGCAUAGGACUUGCGCAUAGAAAUGCUUUUAUUAUAACACAUUUUUCGUAACUACUGUAUCGUGAACUAAUUAUAUUUUUUAUAUGAAUGGCACGUCAAGAUUUAUACAAGUUUAUAAUUGUACAAAUGUAAAAAUAAAAAUAAGUUUUUAUUCAUAAAA